Molecule: messenger RNA, 658 nt
Organism: Raphanus sativus (radish)
Lineage: Eukaryota; Viridiplantae; Streptophyta; Magnoliopsida; Brassicales; Brassicaceae
Exons: 4
Coding region: 119-544 (141 amino acids)
Source: RefSeq, a predicted model, not a curated record
UUUGUUUGUCCACGGAGAGCGUAUGAAUUAAACCAUAAUAACCUUGCUCCACAAGACAAAUCGAUAUCCUUGCACAGACAAAAACUCAGAUCAACUACUGUUCAAUCCGUUCAUCUAGAUGGUAGAUCUUACGGUGAAGACAACGGAUCUCUUAUGGGCUGUCUUAAGAUACUCCCCGACAGUGGCUGUACAGAUGACGUUUGUCCUCUUGGUUAUCAUCGUGACGAUGGUCGCACUAGACACUCUCCGCAUGUGUUUGACCGCCAUCAUGGCCGGUAAUGACUUGAAUCCGUUAGAGGCCUUGUCUCAGGUGGAAGAAGAGCAGAAUUACAAGACAUCUGAAAAGAUUUUACACGAUGUAUCCGAGAUUAGAUCAAAGAUUUCACAAAUUGAGCUUGAUGUUCUGCAAAUUAGGAAAAUAAUUUCUGCUUUACAAGAGAAGAUUGAAAGUCUGGAAAGCAAACAAGAUUCGACUCUCUCGGAACUAUUGCGUCUAAGUCAAGUUUUAAGCGACGAAGGCAACAUAAGCACUAAAAUAUUUUAGGUGAUCACUGAUUGAUGGUCGCUCUUUUUGAUCGUUUUGUAAAAUACAUACCCAAAACUAUACAUUCAUGGUUUUAUCAUUUUUUUUUCAUUCGAUUUGUAGUGUUUUAAGAGG